Molecule: messenger RNA, 714 nt
Organism: Ceratina calcarata
Lineage: Eukaryota; Metazoa; Arthropoda; Insecta; Hymenoptera; Apidae
Product: cuticle protein 18.7-like
Exons: 2
Source: RefSeq, a predicted model, not a curated record
UUGCUUCAGUUGCCACUGGCCUGCGUGCUGGUGUCAGUGUCUGCGAACCCAGGCUACGCACCGUACCUCUACCACGGCCCUCCGGCGCCCUUAGCUCACGACGGGAGGGUGAUCGACACGCCUGAAGUGGCUCACGCGAAAGCUGCACACUUGGCAGCGCACGCGGCCGAGGCUGCCAAAGCGUCGCCUUCCGGCUACGAUUACUACGACGGGCAAUACGCUUCCUUCUCCGCGGGUGAGGCGCCUAAACUGUAUCACGGACCACCGGCACCCUUGGCUCACGACGGGAGGGUGAUUGACACCCCGGAAGUGGCGCACGCCAAGGCCGCUCACUUGGCUGCGCAUGCAGAGCAACUGUCGAAAGUCGCUCGCUUCUCUUAUCCAGAACCGUACGCCCAGAAUGAAAUGUGCCAGGCUAUUGUCUUAGUAAUUGUCAACGUGGCGUAUUCGGCGCCCCAAUGGUAUGGUGGCCAUGGCCACGCGGCUCCAGCUCCGUUGGGACCAGAUGGAAGAGUCGUCGAUACUCCGGAGGUGGCCCAAUUGAAGGCGUCGCAUUUGGCAGCAUUGGCCGAAGCUAACGCGAGGGCACCUAAAGCUGGUGGUCCUUACGGUGGAGCUCCUUACGGUGGAGCUCCUUACGGUGGAGCUCCUUACGGUGGACCUGCUGCUGGUGCUUACGGUGGUCCUGGCGCAUACGGUUCCCAUUACAGGUUU